AUGUCGAUUGCCUCACCACGACCAAGUCUCAAUCUUCCGUCAAGCCGCCGCGGCUCGACCAGCACAAUAAACUCAACCCGAUCCCCCUCAACCUCACGACCAGCUUCCAUCCGCGACAACCACACCGCAAACAGCACACCCGUCCCAGCAUCUACACGCCGCCGCGACCGCGCCGCCCUCCGCGAAUUCUACAACCUUCAAGCCACAGAGUCACCCACAAAACCACCACCACCAACCUCACAACCCGAAGACUCAGGACCACAAGAUGCACUUUCCGCUCUCGACGAUCCGUCCUUCUCUGCAAAAACAUAUGCGGAUGAACUACUCAAUACCUCUGAUGCUGAAACUCUGCUACGCACGUUAAACUCUAUCACGAUUUCUGCUCUAGGGCUUGAGGGCGAUAAGAAGGCGUUGGUGUAUGAUAAUUACACUACACUACUUUCUGCGACGAGUACCAUUAGUAGAAUGAGAGAGAAUGUGGAUCCCAUGGCGCCUGUGACGACGACGCUUGAGCCUGCGGUCAAGCAUAUUGCUGACGUUGCGAAAAGUAUAGCGGAUAGUAGGAAUGCUGGGGAUGUGGAGAGGGAAAGACAGAAAGAGACUGUGAGGUGGGUGUUGGGCGCACCGGAGAGAUUGAAGGAGUUGAAAGAGCAAGGGAAAGAAGAAGAGGUGAAGAAAGAGUGGGAUGAGGUACGAGGGCUGUUGGACAAGUGGGAGGGAGUCAAGGGUGUGGAGGAGGUGAGGAAGAAGUGUAAAGAUGUUGUUGGA
Molecule: messenger RNA, 768 nt
Organism: Aureobasidium melanogenum CBS 110374
Lineage: Eukaryota; Fungi; Ascomycota; Dothideomycetes; Dothideales; Saccotheciaceae
Exons: 1
Biological process (GO): retrograde transport, endosome to Golgi; Golgi vesicle transport; Golgi organization
Cellular component (GO): EARP complex; GARP complex; membrane
Source: RefSeq, a predicted model, not a curated record